AAAUGGCAGCAACGGUUUACCAACGCCUACAUAGCGUCGCUGUCGGCGUCGGCGUUACCAGCGCCUCUGGCAGCGGGUCGUCUUCCUAUCAAGGAGCGACAUCUGGAUCGGGAUCAGGAACUGGAACUGCAAACAACUCCACCUCCUCCGCCCUCCUCAGCCACUCCCAGCUGACGCGGUCGCUGGAACGAAUCCUGGAAGAGGCGCAUUUCAGCGGGGAACUAAUCCUGACAAAUCGGAAGCUGAAGGAUUUUCCGAGAACAGGAACAAAGUACGCCCUUACGGACACCGUGAUUGCAGAUCUGUCCCGGAAUAGAUUUGCCGAGUUGCCUGAAGAAGUCACGACGUUCGCUUUUUUGGAGACCCUGCUGCUGUAUCACAAUACGAUUCGCAGCAUUCCGGAAUCGGUGAAGCAGCUAUCCUCGCUAACCUAUUUGGAUCUGCGCAGCAAUCAGCUGUCUUCCCUUCCCCGGGAAAUUUGUUUCCUGCCCCUUCAGGUUCUUCUGGUUUCCAACAAUCGAUUGGCUUCGUUACCAGAUGAACUUGGUCGACUGGAUCAGACCCUGACCGACCUGGAUGCGUCAUAUAAUCAGUUGUCCAAUUUACCUGCUCGUCUGGGGGAACUGAGAUCUCUGCGUUCGCUUUCGCUGAGAAGCAAUCACUUGCUGUAUCUGCCCAGGGAGUUAACCUGCUUAAGUUUGAUUUCCCUGGAUGUUAGCAACAACAAGAUCGCUAGUCUGCCGCUGGAGAUUCGACAUAUGAGCUCUUUGGUAGAGCUGCAGCUGGAGAAUAAUCCCUUAACCUCGCCCCCAGCUAGUCUUUGCAUGCGUGGCCUGGUGCACGUGUUUAAAUUCCUGGAGACGCAGGCCACUAAGGACGAGAAAGGUUCCCGGUCGGGAGGCAACUACGAUGGAUAUACCACACUACGAAGAGCACCUCGUCACAAUUCCAGCGGGAAUGUUCUUGAAGCCAGCACCAGUGGCAGCAGUAACAACCAGCGGAGACAUCAGGUCGACUCGGGCUACAGCACUAGUGAUGGUCUAGACAAGCGCUGGUCGCACGAUGUCCCUGCUAAAUCAAAAACAGAUUCACCGCUGCACUGUGUCUCUAGUUCGGCGGCUGCCACUUUACCCAGGACGCUGCCAAGUGCUGUUCAUUCGCAUGCGGAUAUGAUGGAUGCAUCCCUAACCUCUAGUACUAGUACCAUUGUGGAUGAGAGUCUUACUCUGAGUCCCACGGCAUCGCCCUGCAAACUAAGCUAUGCGCAUUCGAAUAGCUCUAGUAAUGGAUCGUCGCCGGAUCAGGAUGAAGAUAUCAUGCUGGACCACCAGGAGCGAACUGUGCACACAGCCAAUGGAAAGUCUGGAAAGAGUCUGGGCAAUAUUCAGACCUACAAGGAAUACAAGGAGGCCCUGAAACAGCAGCGUAAUCAGGAGAUCAGCGUCUACAAGCAGAAGCAUCCGAAUGCCAACCAUAGUCCCAAUGACGACGAGGAUCUUUCCCCGUCAGCGCCGGCAAUUUCGAAUGGAUCGUCUGCAAACACAUUGCCAAAGUCUAUAAUGAAACAGAAUAGUAACCAAAACGGUCACAAUGGGAACGGAAAUGGAAACGGAAAUGGGAACGGGAAUGGAGUCGAUGAUGUUGUCAUACCAAAGAAACCAAUCCAAAAGGUUAUACCCUCUCGUAACACGGAAAUAAAGCCGGCAACCACAUCCGGUAUUCCCUCUGUCAUUUCAUCGGAUUGUUUGGGCUACGUUAAGCCACACAGCCCCAUGAAAAAUGGAGCAAACAAAUUUAAUCCGUCCAAUGGUGGAGGAGUGCCAGCAACUGUGGGUAUUGUCAGCAGCACCACCAUCAAAUCGCCAGUCAGCUCCACAACCAAACUUGGUACAGUAAAGACACACCGUUCGGUGACCUGGAACCAUGAUAUUCCCGCCGAGAAGCUGAGCUUCACCAUGCGACGGGAGUUCGAUCGCCAAAGGGAGGAAACUGAAUUGAUGUCGGAGUUGAGAAGUAUUAUUGAAACGCGUUUAAAAAUGACGUUGCCCACGGAUAUUGCCUCUGCUCUGACGGACGGUGUUAUACUGUGUCAUUUGGCCAACUAUGUGCGACCACGUUCAGUGGCCAGCAUUCAUGUGCCAUCUCCUGGUGUGAACAAGUUGACCAUGGCCAGGUGUCGUCGGAAUGUGGAUAACUUUUUGGAGGCAUGUCGGCGCAUUGGUGUAGAUGAGGAGUUGAUUUGCUCCUGUGAAGAUGUUGUGCCACAAAUUGAACCGCAACAACCACAAUUGCCACGUGCUGACGAUGACUAUGAUGCUGAUGUUUAUGUCCAAGAUGAUGGCAACAUCAUUAGCAACAACAGCAGCAGCAGCAGCGACAUCAGCAACGUGCCAUGCAUCAGCGAUGGCAACAGCAGCAGCAACUAUAUUGAUAGAGUGCCCAAUGCAUUGGCCCUACUGCGAACAGUGUCCGCUCUGAUUGCCUUGGAUGCGAAUCCGUAUCAUCAGCAAUUUCAUCAUCAUCUUCAGCUGCAGCAGCAAUCGGUUGUUGUUGUUUCCCAGCAGCAGCAGCAGCUACAGCAAUAUCACUUCGAGCAAGAGCAAUUCAGUGAGCAAACUACCUGCAGCCAACAACAAGAACAGAUGUUGCAGUUGCAGCAGCAACAGCAGCAACUAGAGCAUGUUUUAUAUGAGAAUGGCCAGCCAAGGGCUGAAAAUGAUGAUGGGGUUGAGGAUCGUGAUGAUGAUAUAGGCAAACGGCAGCAGCAACUGGCUGUAGUGGGUCAAAUUCUCCUGAAGGCCAAGCAAAAAACUUAUGAGAAAAUCAAACACAAUCUGCUAAGUGCCCAUGGUCAGCAUAAUUUCCAUCCCAACAAUAAUAAUAGAAAGUUGCACACAAUUGUGGAGAAUGAACAUGACGUGGCCGCCGCUGGACCGGCUGGUCAUUAUCAAAUUAUUGACGAAAAGGAGGAGAUUCCGCAACAGCAACAACCAGAGGACCUGAAUGACGCAGGAUCAUUGGCAAAUGCAACUAAGGAAGCCAUCAGCAAACGCAUCGAGUUUUUCGAGCAGCAAAAGAAUAGCAAACAGAAACUAGAAGUGUUUAGCAUCUAUUUGCCCAAGGAGAAGAGUAAGGAACUCGAGCAGAAAUUAAAAGCCAAGACCAACGAAGCUGGAACUUCAAUAUUAAAGCACGAUUCACAUACCUUGACAGUGGUCCUGUCGUGCGUAUUCAUAGCCACCUUCCUCUGGCUGGUCUUCUUCCCGCUGCCCGGCUAGUCUACAUAGUAUAGCUUAAUUUUUUGUUUUUGCUUUGGGUUGCCAUUAGAUUUAAGAUCGACAACAAAGAGAGUUAAAGCUGCUUUUGCGCUUUUCCACUUGGUAGUGAGUUCUUGAGGCUGCUUUUGUUUACCGCUUAGGCUUAUAACCCAUAUUUAUAAAAACCAUCUAUACCCAACUUUUGAUCUAACCAAAACCCCCGAAAGAAAAAACAAACAGACAACUUUUGAGGCAUUUACUUGAGAGAAAACCCAAAGACUUUGACAUUAUAAUUAAUUUUUGGCUCAUUUUUCUCUAUGAUUAUUUUAGGGUAUGCACAAUCACCUAUGAAACGUAAUUUACUUAAAUAGUAAAAACAUUAGUUCCCAAAAAUACAAAUGCUCUUUUUGAGUUUCAAUCUAAAGUUCCUUUACAACAUAAUUUAUCUAUGUUUCUACAUUUCGUUUUUAUUAUUUUCUUGUAUUAUUUUACAAAAUAUUCCUAUACUUUAAGACUACUUAAUAUUUAAGUAUCUUACAGUCUUAUCUUAUUUAUCA
This is a messenger RNA of Drosophila eugracilis, 3814 nucleotides long. RefSeq names its product leucine-rich repeat and calponin homology domain-containing protein (gene Lrch). The record is from RefSeq and is a predicted model, not a curated record. Gene Ontology annotation, molecular function: protein binding. Lineage: Eukaryota; Metazoa; Arthropoda; Insecta; Diptera; Drosophilidae.